AGUAUCUCAAGGCCAAGCAGAGGUACAGGAAGAUAAAAAGCCAGCUUUCCCAGGCCCUGGCGAACAACACCUUGUGCAGCAUCCCUGUCUGGUCUCUCCUGUCUCCUCCUCCUCCUCCAGCCAGAGCGCACUUCGUCCACCGUCACCGCCGAGCCUCACAUCCAUCCAUCCAUAGAUCCACCGAGCGACGUCUGCCAUGUCGUUUGCCUUCGUUGUCAUGAUGGCACUCCUGUGCUCCUCUGUGGCGAUUGCGUUCAUCUUACAGCCGCCCAAAGAAGACGAUGCAGCGCCACGAGACUCCAACAGCAGGUGCCAUGGAGAGUCCCUGCUGUCCAUUAGGAAGGAACUCCUCACCGCCCUCAACCUGCAGGUGGAGCCGAGGCUGCCAGAGGGCGCCAUUGAGCAGUGGAGCAGCAUUGCUGAAAGAAUGAAGGCCUGGCCAGUUUCCUCCAGCGACUCUGUGUCUGCUGAUGAUGGGAGCAUCUCUGGGUGCUGCACUGUGACAUCUGAGGUUCUAAUGAGAGAUCUGGGCUGGGACACGUGGAUGAUCUUCCCUGACCGUGUCACGGUGAUGCAGUGUGCACCCUGCAGUCCCCACACGCCCUGUCACCCACCCCAGCCCGACGCCCAGGGUGCUGACUUGCAGAUCCCGCCGUCAUGUUGUCAGCCCACCUCCUACGAAGAUGUCCCAGUCUGCUACAGGGACGAGUUGGACACCGUGGUCAUCACCUCCAUGCAUCUGCCCCGUCGCUGUGGCUGCUCAUCCGCCGCCGCCGCCGGCCCCCCGCAGCUUCAUGAGGUGUAGCGUUCCUUUUAAACAUACACGGAACACACACACACACACGUACAUACACAGACUAACAUCAGCGUAUGUGUAGGCCUGCUCUCUCCACAUAACAUGCUGCUCCUUUUUUAGUUUGAAUGUAGUUAUCUUAGCCUACUGGGAGCCUUCAGCACGGAGCGUGGGAACCUCUGCCGGCUUUCCUCAAAGUUUGCAUUCCUGUUUGGGAGCUCUAGUCACACACGAUGAUACCAAGCACCAUAACAGCAGGGGGGUUACAUACUAUCACCACCUUUUUUGUUCAGUUCAAGUUGCAGUGAGCACACACACACACAUAUUUUUUAAAUACUUUUGCCGGGAAUGAAUAUGUAAAGUGACACAAGUUAUUAACCCCGCUUGUUUUGUCCCUGUAAAAAUCUAUUUGAAGUUGCUGAUGGGUACUGAGUGUUCCCUCCAAAAAUGUCCAGAGCUCUCUUCCAGGCCCGUUUGCCCCCUCUUGUAGUAUUUCCUCUUAUGGAAAAGUUUGAUCUCAACAAAACCACUCAGACGUCAGGUCAAAUGCAAAACCUAAUCAUUGUUUUUAUUGACAUAUUCCAUUUCACUCUGGCCAUACGUUAUACAGUAGUAGUAGUAUUUACCAGUUGUUGUAUUUAUCAUUUUAACACCACCUUUUAACGAUUAUAUACCCAUGGCACCUCGACUUAAUCUGGUAUUUUAUUGUUACUGAGUUAAUGACUGCUCGCUGCUCUCUCUACUUUUUUGAAAAUAAAAGCUGAGAAUAUCAA
This is a messenger RNA of Doryrhamphus excisus (bluestripe pipefish), 1566 nucleotides long. RefSeq lists its product as uncharacterized. Gene Ontology annotation, molecular function: growth factor activity. NCBI's taxonomy places the organism in Eukaryota, Metazoa, Chordata, Actinopteri, Syngnathiformes, Syngnathidae. The record is from RefSeq and is a predicted model, not a curated record.